AAUACAGAAAAUUCUUUACAAUGAAAAUUCGUCGUUGUUUCUGUUAAUUUCAUCUUCUUCAAUUUUGCCUCUUCUUCUUUGUUAUUUCCCUCUCAAAAAUAUAAAGCUCUAUAAGUAACAAUCAAGCAAAACCCAUUUGGUUUCAAGAUCCUAAACCAUUAAAUUUUGGAGCUUUUUUAUAUUUUAGAGAAGGGUUUUAAUCAAACAAAGAAGAAGAACAAUGGCUUCCAUUAACCCUUCAACAACAAUUAGAACAGCUCUACCGUGUUCCUUUGGAAGGAGGAACUUUAAAUUAUUCAAUGGGUUACAUGGAGUUACUUGGCUUUCAGCAAAUGGGAGCACGUCGGGUUCCAAAUCUUCUUUAAGUAUUAAGAGUGUCCCCAAUACUCAAGCUGCUUUAGUAUCGGAAGAAGGUGAUCUACUGUCGUAUUCCGGUAGAAAUAAUGGUGCAGCAAAUGGGGCUUUGAUUGAUAAUGAUUCAGUUGGAAUUAAGUUGCAGCCUGAUGCGGUAGCAUUUGCAACUUUGGCAGCGGAUACUGCUCCUAUGCCCAAUGGUUUUCCUGUUGAUGAUGAAGAGUAUGAUUUGGAUCGUCCUACACAAGGUUUUUCCUCCAUUCCUCAGGCCAUUGAAGAUAUUCGUCAAGGAAAGAUGGUAGUGGUGGUAGAUGAUGAAGAUAGAGAAAAUGAAGGGGAUCUUAUUAUGCCAGCACAAUUAGCGACACCUGAAGCUAUGGCUUUCAUUGUCAAGCAUGGUACCGGAAUAGUAUGUGUCAGCAUGGCAGGGGAAUAUCUUGACAGGUUACAACUCCCUUUGAUGGUAACCCAAAACGAAAAUGAUGAAAAACUUCGUACUGCAUUCACGGUGACAGUGGACGCUAAACAUGGUACAACCACAGGAGUUUCAGCUCAGGACAGGGCAACAACGGUUUUAGCUCUUGCAUCUAAAGAUUCAAAACCUGAGGACUUCAACCGACCUGGCCACAUUUUCCCGCUGAGGUACAGAGAGGGUGGUGUUCUGAAAAGAGCUGGACAUACAGAAGCUGCUGUUGAUCUUUCUGUUCUAGCUGGAUUUGAGCCUGUUGGAGUUCUGUGUGAGAUUGUGGAUGAUGAUGGCUCCAUGGCUAGGUUGCCAAAGCUUCGUCAAUUUGCAGAACAGCAGAAUUUGAAAAUUAUAUCUAUUGCUGAUUUAAUCAGGUAUAAGAGGAAGAGAGAAAAGUUAGUAGAUUGUUCUUCUGCUGCUAGGAUUCCGACAAUGUGGGGCCCGUUUACAGCCUACUGUUAUAGAUCCAUCUUGGAUGGCAUUGAACAUAUUGCUAUGGUUAAGGGUGAGAUUGGAGAUGGGCAGGAUAUUCUCGUGAGGGUACAUUCGGAAUGCCUUACGGGGGAUAUAUUUGGGUCUGCUAGAUGUGACUGUGGGAACCAGCUGGCUCUUGCAAUGCAGCAGAUUGAGGCUGCUGGCCGAGGUGUAUUAGUCUAUCUUCGUGGGCAUGAAGGAAGAGGCAUUGGCUUAGGCCACAAGCUUAAUGCUUACAACCUACAGGAUGCUGGGCGUGAUACAGUUGAAGCAAAUGAAGAUCUCGGUUUGCCUGUUGAUUCACGAGAAUAUGGCAUUGGUGCUCAGAUAUUACAGUUACUGGGUGUCCGAACAAUGAAAUUGAUGACAAACAACCCCGCCAAGUACAUUGGUCUCAAGGGUUACGGUUUGUCGGUUGUAGGUAGGGUUCCACUAUUAACAACUAUCACAAAGGAAAACAAGAAGUAUUUAGAAACUAAACGUGCGAAAAUGGGCCAUAUCUACGGAGUCGAAUUCAACGGCCGCUUAAGCAAUCUCAUCACUAAUUCCCUGGUUGAUACUACUGCUUCAGAUGCUUCUUCUAAUAGAUAAGAAUGUCAAUGCGGUGCUCACAAAUCAACCGUCAGAUCUCGAAGAACUUUAACAUGACGAUGGUAAAACUUUAUCUAUUGAAUUGACUUACGUUUACGAGUUCAAAUUCUUUCAUUUCAUGAUUGAGUAAGCAAAAAAGAUCAUAAUAAUGCUUACAUGAUUGGCUAAAGCUCUGCUGGAAGUUGUCUGUAAGUUGGAGAAAAUCCUGUGUAAUAGAAUCUCUUAUUGUGUUUUCUGAUUUCUGUCACUGUAAGAGAAGCUUCUAUCCACUGUAAUUCUUUUUGACAAUCUAUAAGCAUUGGCUUAGAUUAUAUAUAGUAAUAAUUUUGUGCAAA
Molecule: messenger RNA, 2220 nt
Organism: Mercurialis annua (annual mercury)
Lineage: Eukaryota; Viridiplantae; Streptophyta; Magnoliopsida; Malpighiales; Euphorbiaceae
Product: bifunctional riboflavin biosynthesis protein RIBA 1, chloroplastic
Exons: 7
Coding region: 221-1885 (554 amino acids)
Biological process (GO): riboflavin biosynthetic process
Cellular component (GO): chloroplast
Molecular function (GO): 3,4-dihydroxy-2-butanone-4-phosphate synthase activity; GTP cyclohydrolase II activity
Source: RefSeq, a predicted model, not a curated record